AUGUUUAAGCAGUCAAAACUGACGGAUCAGACUGCCACUGGUCAAGUGGUGGUGAAGAAGAAAAGAUCCAGAGUUCCGGGUGUGAUGAUCUCGCAGUACGUGGAAGAGCUUCCAGAGGGGAAAACCACUCCAGACUUCACCCGGAAACCCAUCGCCUUAACUAUUCAGGAGGGCAAACUAGCCAUAUUCAAAGCCAUUGUGACUGGAGAGCCAACACCGACGGUAUCAUGGGCCAGAAACAAGGGAGAUGUCUCAGACCCAACAAAGUACCAAACCAAAUAUGACCCCCAAUCCAGUGAGCACACCAUUGAGAUGACCUGUGUGUCCCCUGAGCAAGCAGACACCUACAAGUGCUUCGCCACCAACGAGUUCGGAAAAGCCGUGGUCACUGCAGUACUGAACGUCAUUGAAGUUGGAUACAAGAAGAACAAAGAAUUGAAAGAGAAAGUAAUGAAUGAAGAGGUGAAACCUGUACUUAAGAGACGACGUGUUAAACUGCCGAAACCAGACGAGAAAGCUGGAGCAGGCCCUGUUCUGGAUGAAAAGUUUUGGGAGCUGUUGCUGAGCGCAGACAAGAAGGAUUACGAACGUAUCUGUCAGGAAUACGGAGUCACCAACUUCCGCUGGAUGCUAAAACAACUGAAAGAAAUGAAGAAAGAGCGAGAGGAGGAACAGGCCCAGAUGAUGCCAUCAGUGGUGGUGAAGAAGAAAAGAUCCAGAGUUCCGGGUGUGAUGAUCUCGCAGUACGUGGAAGAGCUUCCAGAGGGGAAAACCACUCCAGACUUCACCCGGAAACCCAUCGCCUUAACUAUUCAGGAGGGCAAACUAGCCAUAUUCAAAGCCAUUGUGACUGGAGAGCCAACACCGACGGUAUCAUGGGCCAGAAACAAGGGAGAUGUCUCAGACCCAACAAAGUACCAAACCAAAUAUGACCCCCAAUCCAGUGAGCACACCAUUGAGAUGACCUGUGUGUCCCCUGAGCAAGCAGACACCUACAAGUGCUUCGCCACCAACGAGUUCGGAAAAGCCGUGGUCACUGCAGUACUGAACGUCAUUGAAGUUGGAUACAAGAAGAACAAAGAAUUGAAAGAGAAAGAAUGUUCACAGCCUGAUUUAUUAUCUUUUUUUCCCAGUGUUAAACUGCCGAAACCAGACGAGAAAGCUGGAGCAGGCCCUGUUCUGGAUGAAAAGUUUUGGGAGCUGUUGCUGAGCGCAGACAAGAAGGAUUACGAACGUAUCUGUCAGGAAUACGGAGUCACCAACUUCCGCUGGAUGCUAAAACAACUGAAAGAAAUGAAGAAAGAGCGAGAGGAGGAACAGGCCCAGUUUGUAAAACAUAUCAGUAACCUGAAACAUGUUGAAAUAAAAGGAGAGGGAAUGGCAUUGUUUGAACUGGACAUGGACCUUUUAGAUCCCAGCAACAGGAUUUUCCUCUACAAGGAUGGCGAAAUGGUCCCUUACAGCAAAGAACAGGAUAAGGAUGCAAAGCACAGCCUGAAACAGAUUGGGAGGAAAUAUAUUUUUACGAUAAAAGAUCUUCUGCCAGAUGAUGCAGGCUUCUACCAGGUGGAUGUUGAAGGUGUCAACAUAAUGUCCACUGACUUCAAAAUUCCCAUAGUGGACUUCAUUGUCAAGCUUCAGGAGGUGAAGGCCAUGGAGAGAGAGGAUGCCAUCUUUGAGUGCGUCCUGUCCCGUCCCUUUUCCAAAAUCUUAUGGAUGGGAAAAAACACACCACUGGAACAAGGGGAAAAGUUUGACAUUACCGUGUCUGAGGACAAGCUCAUCCACAGGCUGGUGGUGAAGGACUGUUUGCCCCUAGACGGCGGUAUCUAUGCAGCCGUGGCUGGCAUUAAGUCCUGCAGUGCAUGGCUUAUAGUGGAAGCUGACAACGAUCCUAAUCUUCAUGGAAAAAAGAAAGUUCGGAAAACCACCCAGGCAGGAGGUGCGGGGGUCGACCUGGCAAAAAUCGCCCAGGAGCAGCAAAUGAAACUGCAGAAGGAUAAGGAGGGCAUGAGUAACGCCAGCGAAGAAGCCCAAAAGCAGCCCAUCCCAGAAGCUGUGCCGGUCACCAACGAUGAUGCUGGAGCUCAGAAGAGCACAGGACAGAAUACAGAUUCUGGAAAAAAUACAGGUUCUGGAAAGGACAAUGGUCCCGCACAAUACACAGGUUCCGGUAAGGAUACAGGUUCCGGACUGAACACAGGACAGGAUGGCUCAGGAUCACUGGUCCCAGAAGUGCAGGAAGAUGUGGGAACUCCAGCACCAGAACCAAGCACAGAUAAGGAUGGAGCAGUGAGCAGUAAGGUAGAAGACAAGAUGGACGCAGACACAGUCACAGAAAGUAAGCUUCAUUUCACCAGUGGGUUAUCGGAUAUCCAAGCCGUUCGGGGACAGCCAGCAGAGCUGACCUGUAAGCUCAGUAAAGACUGCGAUGGAGCCUGGUCCAAAGAUGGGGGGAAGCUCUCUACCUCAGAUAAACUGUCCAUCUCUAAAGACGGGACUGAUCACACGCUGAGGAUUCAUGGGUGCCAGGACGAUGAUGCGGGCCACUAUGAGUUUGAAGCAGAGGGAUGCAAGACUGAAGCUAAAGUCGUUGUUGGAGGCCCACCGGAGUUUGACUUGGACGACCUGCACAAGUUCUCCAAGCCCGUGGUUGUGCGAGUGGGUCAGAAUGCGGCCUUCAAACUGGCGUUCUCCAGCCAGGACGCGCUGGAGGCCCAGUGGUGGAAAGACGGGCGGGAGCUGAGGGACGGAGGGAGCGUGAAGCUGGUGAAGGACUCCACUCACAGCCGGCUGCUCUUCAGGGAGUGUCUGCGCUCCGACUCCGGAGAAAUCCGCAUCCAGCUCAGCAACCAGUUUGGCUCCGUCGAGGCCAAAACUACUCUCACUGUCCUCGACAGGCCUGGCCCUCCAAAAGGCCCAGUGGAGGUGGUCAGCACAUCCUCCACGCAGAUAGAGAUCAAGUGGGGACCACCCAAGGACGACGGAGGGUCCCCAGUGAGCAGCUACCUCUUUGAGCGGCAGCAGAUUGGGGACAGCAUCUGGAAGAAGGUGGGGGAGGUCCCGGCUGACCCCCUCCUCUUCCGGGACAGGAAUGUAUCCCACGGGAGGAGGUACCGCUACCGAAUCAGCGCCCUGAACACAGAGGGCGCUAGCGAGCCACUGGAGACAGAGUACCUGAUGGCAGGCACCUUAGUAUUCCCUGGUGCACCCGAUCCACCUAAAGUGGUCAGUGCUUUCAAGAACUGCAUCAACCUGUCAUGGACCGCCCCUACGGAAACCAGGGGAACAAAAAUUUUGGGCUACACCCUGGAGAAACGCAAGAAGGACACCACUCAGUGGAUUUCUGUGAACUCUGUGACUGAGCCUAUUGAAGAGGAGAAGUAUGCGGUGAAAGACGUUACAGAAGGAACGGUGUAUCAGUUCCGUGUAUCGGCCAUCAACAUUUCAGGGAUAGGAGACCCCAGUGGCCCCUCAGAACUGGUCUGCGCAAAGAAUCCUGACAUGAAACCACGAUUCAAAGAUCCAGAAGACUUCUUGGUGAUGCGAGCAGGAAAUUCUGUAAGAGUUAAAAUCAACUAUGAGGCAUCUCCUUUGCCAGAUAUCUCCUGGCUGAAGGACGGCGACCCGCUGCCCUCCUGGAUCAGUAUGAUCAACACUGACACGUUGUCCCAGCUUGUGAUCCCCGCGUCAAAGCGCUCCGAUUCCGGGAUAUAUACCAUCAGAGCCAAGAACUCGGUCGGGCAGGCAAGCUUCGAUGUUGAGGUCAGAGUCACAGACGAACCCAAGCCACCAGGCCCUAUAGAACUGGAGCAGAUCAUCCAUGGGAAAGUGAUCAUCUCAUGGGAGGCCUCUCCUGACCAGACGGAGGAUGACAGGCUGUACUACGUGGUGGCGCAGCACGACUCAAACACGCGCGUCUGGAAAACCGUGGCCGACCGCCUCUUCGCCACCAGCUACACCGCUCUCAACAUCAUGUCCGGGCGAGAGUACCACUUCCGCGUGUUCGCCAAGAACGACAUCGGCCUUUCUGACCCCUCUGAGUCUCCCACCUGGGGAAUGAACUGCCUCAAACCGUCCACGGCAAUGGCAAGCACCGCCACAGACCUCACCCUGGAGAGGCCCCCAUCGGUCCUGGUCCCGCUGAAGGUGCACAACCACCCCAGCGGCUAUCAGUGCUACAUGACCUGUGCGGUGAGCGGCUCUCCCACCCCCCACGUCACCUGGUACCUCAACAACACCAGCCUGGAGUCCAACAACGACUACUACAUGACCAACGCCUACGGGGUCUGCUCCCUCUACAUCCUCCGGGUCUCGGCCAAGGACUCCGGCGAGUACAAGGUGGUGGCGGUCAACUCCUUCGGCAAGGCGGAAUGCACCACAAAACUCACCGUCCAAGAUUAA
Molecule: messenger RNA, 4404 nt
Organism: Conger conger (European conger)
Lineage: Eukaryota; Metazoa; Chordata; Actinopteri; Anguilliformes; Congridae
Product: immunoglobulin-like and fibronectin type III domain-containing protein 1
Exons: 28
Coding region: 1-4404 (1467 amino acids)
Molecular function (GO): protein binding
Source: RefSeq, a predicted model, not a curated record